Molecule: messenger RNA, 5906 nt
Organism: Cercocebus atys (sooty mangabey)
Lineage: Eukaryota; Metazoa; Chordata; Mammalia; Primates; Cercopithecidae
Gene: EFCAB14
Product: EF-hand calcium binding domain 14
Source: RefSeq, a predicted model, not a curated record
ACUGGCAGGCGGCGCCGGUGGCCGCUGCCAAAGGGGAAGUGAUCUGGGGCUGGAGCGAUGGCCCGGGUCUGGUGCCCGCGGCCGCCGCCGCCGCCGCCGCCACCAACACCAACAACAACGUGUCGGGAGCAGCCGCGGCCGAAGCCGGAGCAGGGGCCGGAGUCGCGGCUGGAGUGGGGCCUGCGCGUGUGAGUGGCCGAGAGUUGCCCGUGCCGGAGACCUCAAACUACGGGCGGGAGCGCUUUCUGUCGGCCAAGCCGCCGUCGCCCGCGGCACCGUGUCCCCAAGGCCCAGACAGCGGGGCGGGGGUCUAGCAGGCGCGGGACUGGCUUCUCUCAGGCCGACCCUUCGAGCCGGGAUCCGGAUCUUCCUCGGCCUCGGGCCUCCUUCACGUUCAGGACGGAGGCCGGAGAACGGUGAUCAUCACACACCCCAGCCAGCUUCUUGGGCCGGGCAUUUUCUCUGCGGCCAAGCAGUGUUGGGAUUGUAACUGCUGGGAGCCGCCUCCUGCCGCCACCUGUCCUGCCAGGAAGGGACUGACGCGUUCCCACGUUCUUGCUCUGCACCUCCCCGCUCUCUUCCCAUUCAAGAACAAGUUUCUCUUCCCUCUCCGUUGGAAAUCCUCCCCCGGAGGUACAAAACACCUAUUUUAAGCGUGCCCUUCCUCAGCUCCUGGAGCACUCUUAGAAGUAUUGCCUACUUAUCCGGGCUGAGAAUCCUUCAUUUUUGACUUGGCUUUUUUUCGCCAUUUGGAAGAUAGAUAAAGGCCCCUUUCCACCCUCUACUAACACUCUGCGCCCAAGGCCUUAUCCUUUGGGGUCACCAGCUCCUUGGCCAUUUCUAUGUGAUUUCCCCCACCCAUCUGAGUUCCAGUUUCCUCUGGGCUCCAAUCUCCAGUCCCUGGCGGAUCUGGUCAGUCCCACCCCUAGGUGGGAGUGACCAGGGGGCUCUGGCCCAGGAUCUCCAACCCUGGAAGGCAGCUCCAAGGCAGGAAGAGAAUUGGGCGUCGGGUACGAACCUGGCAGCUCAGGAGUCGGGGCUCCACUUACCCCACACAAAAAGAUGAAAAAGCGCAAAGAGCUCAAUGCACUGAUUGGUUUGGCUGGGGACAGCCGGAGAAAGAAGCCCAAGAAGGGCCCAAGCAGUCACCGCCUGCUUCGCACUGAGCCUCCCGACUCAGACUCUGAGUCCAGCUCCGAAGAGGAAGAAGAAUUCGGUGUGGUUGGAAAUCGCUCUCGCUUUGCCAAGGGAGACUAUUUACGAUGCUGCAAGAUCUGUUAUCCGCUCUGUGGUUUUGUCAUCCUUGCUGCCUGUGUUGUGGCCUGUGUUGGCUUGGUAUGGAUGCAGGUUGCUCUCAAGGAGGAUCUGGAUGCCCUCAAGGAAAAAUUUCGAACAAUGGAAUCUAAUCAGAAAAGCUCAUUCCAAGAAAUCCCCAAACUUAAUGAAGAACUACUCAGCAAGCAAAAACAGCUUGAGAAGAUUGAAUCUGGAGAGAUGGGUUUGAACAAAGUCUGGAUAAACAUCACAGAAAUGAAUAAGCAGAUUUCUCUGUUGACUUCUGCAGUGAACCACCUCAAAGCCAAUGUUAAGUCAGCUGCAGACUUGAUUAGCCUGCCUGCCACUGUAGAGGGACUUCAGAAGAGCGUAGCUUCCAUUGGCAAUACUUUAAACAGUGUCCAUCUUGCUGUGGAAGCACUACAGAAAACUGUGGAUGAACAGAAGAAAACGAUGGAAUUACUGCAGAGUGAUAUGAAUCAGCACUUCUUGAAGGAGACUCCUGGAAGCAACCAGAUCAUUCCAUCACCUUCAGCCACAUCAGAACUUGACAAUAAAACCCAUAGUGAGAAUUUGAAACAGGAUAUCCUGUACCUUCACAGCUCUUUAGAGGAGGUAAACAGUGCCCUAGUGGGGUACCAGAGACAGAAUGAUCUUAAACUCGAGGGAAUGAACGAGACAGUCAGUAAUCUUACCCAGAGAGUCAACCUGAUAGAAAGCGAUGUGGUUGCUAUGAGCAAGGUAGAAAAGAAAGCAAACCUGUCCUUCAGCAUGAUGGGUGAUAGAUCUGCCACUCUGAAAAGAGCAUCUUUGGAUCAAGUCACCAACAAAACAAAUACAGUAAAAAUCCAAAACAUAAAGAAAGAAGAUAGUUCAAAUUCUCAGGUAUCCAAGCUAAGAGAGAAACUCCAGCUGAUCAGUGCUCUUACAAACAAACCUGAGAGCAACAGGCCUCCAGAGACCGCCGAUGAAGAGCAAGUAGAGAGUUUCACAUCAAAGCCAUCAGCAUUGCAAUUUUCACAGCUUGGAGAUCCAGUUGAGAAAGCUGCCCAACUACAAAGACCUGUCUCUCUACCAGGAGUUUCUAGCGAGUUGAGACUACUUUUAACUAAAUUUAGCUGUAUGUUUAGACAUAUACAUUUUUUUAAUUCAUUUUUGACAGAUCUUCAGGAUUUAUUCCACAAGGCUGGCCAGGACGUGGAUGGGAAGCUGACCUACCAGGAAAUCUGGACCUCCCUAGGUUCUGCUAUGCCAGAACCAGAGAACUUGAGAGCAUUUGAUUCCGAUGGAGAUGGAAGAUACUCAUUCCUCGAGCUAAGGGUAGCUUUAGGUAUCUAGCCUCAUCAGGCAUAUUUUAGAAAUGGAUUGCCUAAUAUCUACUUACCUAACAACAAAACAACCCUUACUUACCCAUCAGUCCUCUAGUCCUCCAAACUACUGUAGCAGAUACUUUGCCACCUUUUAACUUGUUUGAAGAAGCUAUAUAAAAGUUAUUUUUUUAAAGAAGAAGACCAUUUUACUUAUGAUGUUCAGAAAUCUAUGAUUUCCUAAAACUAGUAAGAUCUUACAUUUUAAAAUUGCCAGAAAAAAAAAUUAAAGCCCUCUUUUUUUCUCUUUCCUUUUUUUGAGGGGAGGAGACCUUAUCUUUUAAAGCUGGGAAAUGUAUAUAGAGAGAGAAUAAGCCACCUUUUAUAUUUCACUUAAAUUUGCCUUAAAUUAGCUGCACUUUAUAGAGACUCAGAAAAUGUCUUUUCUUUAAAAGAUAGGCCUUUUCUGUGUGUAAAUACUUAAAUGAAAGAAAGCAUUGUGCAUAUUGUGUGGAAAGUAGGAAGAAUGGUUUUGAACAGGAUGUGAACAAAUGACUUAUUAAAAAUUGCUGAUCUGGUGUGGGUGGCAGCUGAAACUGCAUCCAUGUCUCCAUAAGGCAUCUCUCAAAGGCCCAGGCGCUGCCAGGGGGUUUGUCCUGGUAGCUGGAGGAACCGAUUUCAGGGAGUAGACACUGGAGACAGUACUGACUCCAGGCAUGGCUCAUGGAAGUAGGAUUCUGGUUCUUUAUUCCUAUUCCCUCAGCUAAACCCAACCUGGGAAUCAGAGAGGUCUUGGGGAUUUUUCUCAUUUUUAGUACUAUUUCAGGGUUUAUGAGCAUAAAAAGUUAUCCACUGGGGAGCUCCAUUUUCCCCGCUGAGUGAGCUAGAUUGCCUUCCCCCACCCACCCACUUAAGUCUGUCUUAAAGCCGUAGCUGGCUCCCACCACCAGUACAAUCUCCAUUCUGAAUGGCAGGGCUAAAUUCCCCAGCCAUUGUCUCACACUGACCACCCAGAGCUUUAGAAGAGAGCUGUGCUUCUAAUUUUGACCCAGAAAACCAUACCCCUUGAGAUUUUACCUAGAGGCUAAUCAAGAGCCUGAUAUGUUUCUCUGGGGAAUGACUAAAGCCAAAAAGGUUGUGAGAUGAAACAUGUGAAAUAAUAUUCCGUUUCCUUACAAUUAUCAGCUCAGAAGUAGCUAGAGGCUUUCUAUCCAAAGGAUGCCAAAGUAUAGCAGGGCAGGCCUGGAGCUGGGGCCUUCACAUCGUGGUAGCAAGUAUUUCAAAUCUAAUACAAGCAAGUACAAUACUUCCUAUUAAUGCUUCUGUGGACCUGGCAUGAAAGAUCCCUAGAUUGAAAGAAAUAAUACCUCCAUGUCUCCUGUAUGUUGAGUCUAGAAUUGCUGUGUUGUUCUUAGAAGCAGUCUUGGGGCAACAACUCGAAAGGAAAAAAAAACUACGAAAACUUAACAUUGCUAUAGGCCAAGUCAGGGAGAAAGUAGAGAAGCUUUCAUGCCACAGACUUCUUUAGUGGAGGUCAUUUCCUUUUUAAUUUUAUUCAGAUUGCCCUUCAGCCAUGGAUACAGUCCGGUACCCUUAAACAUUUAAGGGCUGUUUUUUUCUUUACAUGAUGUUCAGCUUGGUGUUGACUAACCUUAAAUUUUUUUUCUAGAAGUAUUAAAAUUUAGUUAAAGCAAAAUGAAGUCUUUUCCCAUGAAUGUGUCCCCUUAUCUCAUUAUAGCUUAUGCUCAGUUUCACUUUCUUGGAAAGGUUAAAAUGAAUUAGCCUGGCACUUUAGGUAACUUGAAAAUAACUCUCACCCUUCUGGCUGCCUUCCAUCCACUCUCACCCUCCACCUUUUUUUAAUAUAUAUACACCCUUACAGAUUUUCUAACAACCAAAUAAAAUUCUAGCAAUAAAUUGAAUUAUACUGCUAUAUUUGUAUAUACUGUACCAUAAAUAGUAUGUCUGUACCUGGAAGGUAUUUUUUUGAAAACUGAUUUAUAUGAAAUAUACUUGAGGGUAAUGUAGCUUGUCCUUUUUAGUUUCAGAUUCUUAUUCAUAGGCAGAUUCUUUGAAGACACCUUAACUCUUUGUUGUGUGUACUUUUCCCUUGCAUCAGAUAGCUAUAUGUGGAGAAAUCCAUUUUGUUUUUUGAUUUAUCUUCUGUUCUUCCUACCUUGUGCUUGUCUGACUAGUAUCAUCCCUGAGCCAGUAUAUAGUACCAUCCGCUCCCCCUACCAAGUUUGGCAGAGGUGUUUAUGCUGCAUUCUCAGAUCUAUGAAUAUUUUUGUCAUCCUGCCUGAGAAAGUACUAUAUCUUCCAGGCAAAAGUAGGGUAUCUUGAACUCCUGAGUUGAGCAGACUCACUGGCUUAAGCGUCCCAUAAGCCUAUUAUUUAGUGUGAAUUUGGUACUUUCAUUUGUGUGUUGUCUUAACUUACUGAGCCUGUGACUUGUAUUCAGCUGUAGUCAAGCCUCACCAGCCAUAUCUCAUCUCUGAGAGGAAGACUGGAUAGUGAAUUUGGUUUGGGUUUUGGUUUUAAAUCCUUUUACCUUUUCAGUCUGGCAGCUCCUACUGCUGCUUUCCUAAGUUACUCACUGCUUCUUGGUCCUUGUUUUCUUUUGCCUUGUACUAUCUCGUAUAAUGUUUACUAAAAGAGCCUCCCCAUAAAUCACAGAGGCAAAAAGGUAGCAUAGAAAAAGAAGAACCAAAAGAAGAGAAUACCUGACUUCGAGAUGACUGUGGUGUCAUCUAAAAGGCAGAGAGGUGCCUGACCCUCAGGAAGGUGUGUGAUGCAACAGAGCUGAAGAGUGGGUUCCCGUCACCUACUGCUGGCCAUUGUCCCUUCUGUUGGAGAUUCCUUUCUUUAUGGUUGCUGUUCAUAACCCCUUCAGCACCCCCGCUUGCUGGUCCUGCCGGUCACAGUUGAGGAUUUUGGCUGUGAUGGGCUCAUACUUAUAAUGGCCUGUUGAGUUGUUUUUAGUGACAGGUUUUGUUUGCUGCACACCUCAUUGGCUUGCUUACCAGCACCAGCUAGAUGUGGUCCCUCUUUCAUAUCCAAACCGGAACACAUUUGGGUAUUCCUGAGACUUUAUAGAGCGUGUAUUGUUUGUUAUACGAACCUAACCUACCUUGUUGUUUUCUCAUAUUAAGAAAUUUAAAUCUACUUUGUUUUAGUGGAGCUAUUUUGGUAACAUAUAAGCAAUUUUGGUUCUGUUUAGGGAGAAUUCAGGGUUUCCAUGACUUGAUUUGAGCUUUGCAUAUUUCAUAUAAGUAACACAGCCAUUUUAAUUUAGCUAAAUAAAAAAAUUUCUUUUUCUCUCAA